CAGCCAUGAGAGCGGUUGUGCUUACCCUGUUUCUGGCCUUCGUGGCUGGUGAACGCUUAACUCCACAUUUCAAUCCUAAUGAAAUUUACGAGUACAAGUAUGAGACCUCGCUCUUGAGUGGUCUGCCAGAGAAAGGUCUGGCCAGAGCUGGCCUGAAACUCAGAGGCAAGGUUCUCAUCAGUGCUGCGAAUGAAAUGUACAUGCUGAAGCUUGAAGAUGCUGAGAUCUUAGAGUACAGUGGUAACUGGCCCAACAGCUCUUACAAGAGGGCAGAGAAACUGACUUCCGCUCUGGCAAAAGAACUCAUCUUUCCCAUCAAGUUUGCUUACAAGGGUGGCAAUGUGAAAAACAUAUCUGUCCCUGAAGGCAUGUCAAACUUCACCACAAACAUCUUCAGGGGCAUUCUGAAUGUCAUUAUUCUCGACAUCAAGAAGACACAGAGUGUCUACGAGAUGCAGGAGGCUGGAACUCAGGGUGUGUGCAAGACUCUCUAUACCCUCAGUGAACAUGGUGAAAACCCAGACAUGAUCCAUCUGUCAAAGACCAGGGAUAUGACUCAGUGUCAGAAGAGUGUCUAUCAGUCUAUGGGCUUGGCGUACACUGAGAAAUGUGAGAAGUGCCAGGAGUUUUCUAAAAACCUGAGAAGUGCAGCAAUAUACAGUUACAUCUUGAACCGCCAGCAAGAUCAUGUGCAGAUCAUGAAUGUGUCUGUCACUGAGGUGAUCCAGUUUUCACCAUUCAGUGAGGCUAAAGGAGAAGCUCAGAUGGAGACUAGGCAAUUCCUGAGUUUCCUCAAAACUCAGAAAGGUCAGAUUACAUCCCAGGCUAAAUAUCUUCCCACUGGACUUGCGUAUAAGUUCUCCAAUGAAUCUCUUCAAGCGCCUCUUCAGCUUAUCAAGACUGACAACCUAGAAAGACAGAUCAAUUCCACUCUGGAACACCUGGCUGCCUUCAAUAUGGAAGAAGUCCAUGAGGAUGCCCCUUUGAAGUUUUUGGAACUGGUUCAGCUACUUCGUUUUAUCAGCAAUGAAACCCUAGAUAUGAUCUGGCAGCAACAAUACAGCAAUGCAAGCCACAGACCGUGGAUCUUGGAUGCUAUCCCUGCCAUUGGUAAUGACAAUUCUCUGAGAUUCAUCAAGGAAAAGAUGCAUGAUCUGGAAACUACUGAAAUUAUUCAGGCUUUGAUGGCAUCAAUUCAAAUGGUGACAGCAACCAAACAAACCAUCAAGCAGGUUGAGGAACUGGCAGCUCGGGAAAGAAUCCAGAAGAACCCAGUUCUGCGUGAGAUCGUGUACCUUGGCUAUGGAACAAUGGUUUACAAAUACAUUGCUCAGAAUGCUGAUCACCCUCAAGAGCUGAUCACACCCAUUUUGGAUCGUCUUAACAGUGCUCAAGGGCAAGAGAAGGUCCUGUAUUUUAAGGCUUUGGGAAAUGCUGGUCAUCCUGGUAGCCUGAAAGCAAUUGAAAAGUCUCUGCUCAACCAAGACAGUUUGGCUGCACCUCAGCCAAUCCAAGUUCAUGCUGAAGCCAUCAUGGCUUUGAGAAACAUUGCUAGGAGGGAUCCCAAAAGGGUUCAGCAUCUGGCUUUGCAGCUGUACAAGGACACACGUCUUCACCCAGAGCUUCGUUCACUUGCAUGUGUUGUGCUGUUUGAGGCAAGGCCUCAGAUUAGUUUGAUAUUGUCCAUUGCUGCAAGUGUGCAAACAGAAAAGAACCUGCAGGUAGCCAGCUUCACUUACUCUCACAUGAAGUCUUUGACCAGAAAUACCAUCCAUGCCUCAGUUGCUGCUGCUUGUAAUAUUGCCAUCAAAAUCCUGGGCCCAAAACUGGAGAGACUGUGCUUCCGUUACAGCAGAGUCACAUAUGUGGACAGCUAUAACAGCAACCUCAUGCUUGGUGCUGCUGCCAGUGCCUUCUACUUCAAUGAUGUUGCCUCACUACUGCCAAGAUCAGUGGUGGCAAAGACCAGUGCCUACUUUUCUGGAGUUUCUGCUGAUGUUUUGGAGGUCGGAGUAAGAAAUGAGGGACUGCAAGAAUAUCUGAUGAAAAACCCUGAACUUCUUGAAAAUACUGACAGGAUCACCAAGAUGAAGCGUGCCAUCAAAGCUCUCUCUUACUUGAGAUCACAGCCCACAAGCCAGCCAUUGGCCUCCAUUUAUUUCAAGCUCUUUGGACAAGAAAUAGCCUUUGCUAACUUUGACAAAUACUCGAUUGAUAUGGUAUGGGUGUGGUUCAAAGGACUUGUCAUCAACAACAGCAGUUUAAUCAAGAUUUUGCAAGAUAAUAGUUUUUACUAUAUAAAGUCUCUCCUGGCCACCGAAGUGCGACGCAUCCUGCCUUCAGCAGCUGGUUUUCCACUGGAGUUCAGCCUGUACACUGCUGCUGUGGCUACUGCAAAUAUUAACGUCAGUCUCACCGCAAAUCCAGCGCUGCCAAAAGAUUUCCAACUUCCUCACCUGCUGAUGACUAAGUUACAAUUGGACACUAAAAUCAAACCUAGUGUUGCCUUGAACUCAUUUGUUGUGAUGGGGGUGAACUCUGAGAAACUCCAGGCUUCCCUUGUGUUAAGAGCUAAGUUCAACUCUACUGUGCCAGCCCAUGUCAAAGCCAGACUUGACUACAAUGAUGGCAACUUUGCGAUUGAAGCUCUUCCUGUUAAUGUGCCUGAAAACAUUGCAGAAGUGCGAGUUGAGACUUUUGCUGUGGUGAGAAAUAUCGAGGACGCUGGUUCUGAAAGAGUCACUCCUAUAAUCGACACUCAAGUUUUGAGAAAUGGUUUGAGAGACACUUCUUCUUCUCGUGCUUCUAGUGAGUCAAAAUCCUCAGAAAUACUUCCGCAAUACUACUACACUGCCAAGUCCUCCAUGAGAGUCUCUGAAUCUAACAAGAGGUACUGUCAGUGCGGUGCUGGGCUGAAGGCCUGCAUCAAAAUGAAAGCAGAAAGGGCUCUUCUCAACAAAGAAAAGAUCCUGAAUGCACUGGUUGGAAGAUACUUUGCUGCCCUUUCCUUCAGACAAACUGACGGUGAUGUUCAGAAACUGGAAAUGGAACUUCAGUUGGGACCAAAGGCUGUGGAGAAGAUUAUUACAAGGAUUAACCUGGAUGGAGAUAGUGAUCCAAAACCAGUGUUGUCGAAGCUCAAGAAAAUCCUGCUUCCUUCAAAUCGCACCUCUUCCUCCUCUCAAUCCAGCAGUAGCAGCAGCAGCAAAGUCAGUAGCAGUAGCAGCAACAGCAACAGCAGCAGCAGCAGCAGCAGCAGUAGCAGCAGUAGGAGUAAAAGCAGCAGCAGCAGCGUCAGUAGCAGCAGCAGCAGCAACAGCAGCAGAAAGAGAAGCAGAAGCAGCAGCAGCAGCAGCAGCAGCAGCAGCAGCAGCAGCAGCGUCAGUAGCAGCGGCAGUAGCAGCAGCAGCAGGAACAGCAGCAGGAAGAGGAGAGGUAAAGCUCCCAGAUUUGUCACAAGGUCUUCCAAGUCCAGCUCUGCCUCAAGCAUUGCAUCUCUGUUCAGUGGUAGUUCAAGUUCAAGUUCUUCUCGUGCCAGUGUCCAUGUCUCAAGGGCUCGCUAUCCUCAAGUUAACUCUGCAGUCUCCUCUAAAGGCAGUAGUAGUGACUCCAGCUUUGAGGCUGUGCACAAACAGAACAAUUUGCUUGUCCGUGACCGUGCUCCCUUCCUUACCGCGACCUUCCGUGUCGUUAGAACUGACAAAAGAAUGCAAGGACAUCAAAUCACUGUCUACUUGGCCAGUGACGCUGCUAGCCUUAAGAUUGUUGUUGCUGCCUUGGCUGCUGAUAACAACUGGAGACUCUAUGCCGAUGGUGUUGUGUUAAGCCAGCACAAAGCCGCAGCAAGAAUCACCUGGGGAUCAUAUGGAAGGCAGUAUGAUGUCAUGAUUACAGCUGAAUCUGGUUCCAUUGAAUUAAACCCUGCAGCUCGCCUCAGAGUGUCCUGGAGAUCACUUCCUUCUGCUGUUGAAAGAUACACCAAAAUGGGCAUGGAAUACGUUCCUGUUAAAAUGCUGCGUGAUUUGAUGCGAGUCACUGAUAAAAGUGCCACCAAGAAGUUCACCUUUGCAAUGGUUGCAACAUCCGAAACGACUGUUGACCUAAUUUGGAAAGCCAGGACAACCUACAAGAUGAGUCUGAAUCUGCCCAUCACUGUGCCACUUCACAACAAUGCCUCUUUUACCGACGACCUCACAGUGGGAAACCUUCACAACAUGCUUACCAGGGUUGGCGCAGCUAAAUGCCAAAUUAAAGGAAACUUAUUGAAAACAUUCAACAAUGCUAGCAUCACCACCAUAGAACCUGUCAACUGCAACCAGCUUUUGGCAAAGGACUGCACUGAGGAGUCUAAAUUCUUGGUUUUUAUGAAGACCAGUCCUGAGGGAUACAGGGGCAUCAAUAUUAAAGUGGCUGAUAUAGAUAUUGACAUCAACCAGAGACGUAAAGACAUCGUGUUGGCAGUCAACGGAAACCGAAUUCCACUGAGCAACCUUCCAUACCAACAUCCCAUAGAUCUGGUCAGAAUCGAGAAAAGGGGUGAUGGUGUUGUCGUGUCUGCAUCCAGACAUGGUCUCAGCGAAGUCUACUUUUCCGAGGACAUGAUUGAGGUUAGAGUUGCUGACUUCAUGAGAGGAAGCAUCUGUGGAGUGUGUGGGAAGGCUAAUGGGGAAGUCAGACAGGAGUUUCGCUCUUCCAAUGGACGUUUGAGCAGCAAUGGUGUCAGCUAUGCUCAUUCCUGGACUCUGCCUGCUGAGAGCUGCCACGACAACAGUGAGUGCCGUCUGAGGCACGAAUCUGUGCAACUUCAGAGGCAGGUGAUCCUGAAUGGCAAAGAUUCCCAGUGCUUCUCUGUUGAGCCAGUGCUGCGGUGCUUGCCUGGCUGCUACCCAGUGAGGACCACCCCUGUCACUGUUGGGUUCUACUGUGCAUCUCCUGGUUCUAUCCUGAGUACGAGCAGGAUCUAUGAGAGCAAUGUGGACCUGACAGAGGAAACAGAGGCUCACCUGGCCUGCAGUUGCAAUGCUCAGUGUGCCUAAAAAUGUUUCCUGUCAAUCACUUACAUCAUGUGUAUGUUUCAAAUCUAAUCUUCAAUAAACUGCAUCCCAAAACCC
Salarias fasciatus (jewelled blenny) is the source of this 5111-nucleotide messenger RNA. RefSeq names its product vitellogenin-1-like. Bases 6 to 5036 code for a protein of 1676 amino acids. NCBI's taxonomy places the organism in Eukaryota, Metazoa, Chordata, Actinopteri, Blenniiformes, Blenniidae. Gene Ontology annotation, molecular function: lipid carrier activity. Gene Ontology annotation, biological process: cellular response to estrogen stimulus; response to estradiol; lipid transport. The record is from RefSeq and is a predicted model, not a curated record. The transcript is spliced from 34 exons.